Molecule: messenger RNA, 474 nt
Organism: Zygotorulaspora mrakii
Lineage: Eukaryota; Fungi; Ascomycota; Saccharomycetes; Saccharomycetales; Saccharomycetaceae
Gene: HYP2
Product: translation elongation factor eIF-5A
Exons: 1
Coding region: 1-474 (157 amino acids)
Biological process (GO): positive regulation of translational termination; positive regulation of translational elongation
Molecular function (GO): ribosome binding; translation elongation factor activity; RNA binding
Source: RefSeq, a predicted model, not a curated record
AUGGCUGAAGAAGAACACACUUUCGAAACCGCUGAUGCCGGUUCCUCCUUGACCUACCCAAUGCAAUGUUCUGCCUUGAGAAAGAACGGUUUCGUCGUCAUCAAGAACAGGCCAUGUAAGAUCGUUGAUAUGUCCACCUCCAAGACCGGUAAGCACGGUCACGCCAAAGUGCACUUGGUCGCUAUCGAUAUCUUCACCGGUAAGAAGUUGGAAGACUUGUCUCCCUCCACCCACAACAUGGAAGUGCCAUUCGUCAAGAGAACCGAGUACCAGUUGUUGGACAUCGACGACGGAUACUUGUCCUUGAUGACCAUGGACGGUGAAACCAAGGAUGACGUCAGAGCUCCAGAUGGUGAAUUGGGUGAGGGCAUUCAAUCCAACUUCGACGAAGGCAAGGACUUGAAUGUCACUAUCAUUGCCGCUAUGGGUGAAGAAGCUGCUAUUUCUUUCAAAGAAGCUCCAAAAACCGAUUAA